AUGUCUGAUGCUACGCGGUCGAGGACUACGGUCUUCGUGGGUGGUCUCGAUGGGCAAGUGACUGAACAGACUUUGCAUGACGCAUUCCUACCCUUCGGCGAGAUUGUGACCGUAUCCUUGCCAAAGCCAGAACUGAAAUCUUCGAAAGAGGCACACCGAGGAUUUGGCUAUGUUGAAUUUUCGCUGGCCGAGGAUGCCAGUGAGGCCAUUGCCAACAUGGAUCAGGCUGAGCUCUAUGGCCGUGUCAUCAAAGUGAACCAGGCCAAAUCGCAGAAGGAUGCUAACGAAGGGCUAGGCAGUAGGACGGCGGUCUGGGAACAGGAAGGGUAUGCGUCCAAAUAUAAUGCCAAUGAUGACGACAAACUGGAGGAGAAUGGCGCAGAUGGCAAGACCGGAGAUCCCAUGCAAGGUUUGGAAGGGCUCGAUGAAGCGGGACCUCGUCAGCAAUGA
Molecule: messenger RNA, 450 nt
Organism: Dissoconium aciculare CBS 342.82
Lineage: Eukaryota; Fungi; Ascomycota; Dothideomycetes; Mycosphaerellales; Dissoconiaceae
Product: putative peptidyl prolyl cis-trans isomerase cyclophilin
Exons: 3
Coding region: 1-450 (149 amino acids)
Molecular function (GO): RNA binding
Source: RefSeq, a predicted model, not a curated record